Messenger RNA from Sordaria macrospora k-hell, 1335 nucleotides. RefSeq lists its product as uncharacterized. The record is from RefSeq and is a predicted model, not a curated record. NCBI's taxonomy places the organism in Eukaryota, Fungi, Ascomycota, Sordariomycetes, Sordariales, Sordariaceae. Gene Ontology annotation, molecular function: FAD binding; oxidoreductase activity.
AUGGCAGACAACAUCAACACCAAGCAGACGGACGAAGUCAACAACAUCAACAAAAAGAUGGCCGAAACAACCAUCAUCGCCGACCUCCUCACCCACCUUGACGGUUCUGGAAUCCCCACCUUCACGCCUUCGGGCCCCAACGCCGCCGGCAUCAGGGAAUACGAACGUUCCGUCGCGACCGCCAACCUGCUCUACCGCUUCACUCGCCCCGCCUGCGUCGUCCAGCCCGAGACCCGCGAGCAAGUCUCUCACGUCAUCAAACUCGCAAAGAACCUCGACGUGUCCGCCACCAUCAAAUGCGGCGGCCACUCCUACGCCGGCUUCUCCACCACCAACGAAGGGAUCCUGCUCGACCUGGUGCGGAUGAACAGAGUCGAUCUGGACGUAGAACAAAACCUCGUUACGCUGCAGGGCGGUGCGCUAUGGGGCCAUGCUUACAAGGCGUUGGUCAACGGCCGGCAUAAUGGUGUUAUUAUUAACGGUGGACGGUGUCCCACCGUUGGCGUCGGCGGGUUUUUGUUGGGGGGAGGAUUGGGUCCGUUUACGAGGAGUUUUGGGAUGGGGUGUGAUACCCUGAGGGAGGUGACGCUUGUUACUGCCGACGGGCGGAUCGUAACCGUUGGCGAUAAAGACGAGCCAAGUUCGGACGAGGGCAUGCUCUUCUGGGCGCUGCGUGGUGCCGGCGGAGGCAAUUUUGGUGUGGUUGUUGAGUUCAAGAUGGCCCUCUGCAAGCUGAAGAACGAAGAAGGGCUGGUGGUGGCGGGACGGUACACCUGGUUUCCUAAGCCGGAGGCAGAGGCGAUGGAUGAGUUCAUGAGUACCAUGGAGAGAUUCUACACAACCGAUUGGCCGGAUAGUCUCACGAUCGAUAGCUCAUGGCUUUGCGACCUCAAGCAGAGCGGCGGCAGCGAGCUCGGCGUGCGGUUUCUCGUCUACUACGACGGCAGCGAGAAGGAGUUCGACGCGCUUAUUGAUAACAAGAUCAAGGAGACGAACCUCGCAAAGCAGCUCAAGCGCCGCACCCUGCAGGAAAAAUCGACCCGUUUUCUGCAUGAGACAUUGGCGUCGCAGUGGUCCGAGGAAACCAUCAAGGCGUUUCCCUCUGGUCCCGAGAUCUCGUACAAGCUCUAUACCUCAUUCGUGUUCAGGAUCAGGAAGGACGACGCCGACGACUCCCAAAAACUCAUCAGCUGCGUGAUCGCCAUCAUCAGACAAGAAAUGGCCGCCUUCCGGCGCGAAUUCAACGGCGAAGCAGGUCUGCUGCAAGUCACCCAUCCACGCGGGCGGGGAGGCCAACGCAAAGAAGCGGUCGGAGACUGCAUUCCGCUGGCGUGA